AUGAUCUUCUCCGAGGCUGAUCAUCAGGAUGUAAAACCAAGCUUGAAGAAGCGUCCGCAAUUCCGUGACUAUUUCGUCACCCAUCUGCCGUCGUCGUCUCUGCACCCGGAUCCUCGGGGACCGACAUCGCCUUUCCACAAACUCCCGCGCUCCGCCUCAGUACCUCACACUGGUGACACUCCGCAAUCGCCUGCCUCAUUCCAAGCAUUAGUGGACCGAGAGACGACCGUUGUCCGGAUCCCGCUGCGCAACGCUAAGCACCACUUCGGAGCGGUCACGGCCCGUGGAACUCGGCCUGAUAAUGAAGACACAUACCAGGCUGGCGUGAUUGAUAUCCCGGCAUUCGCGAAACGGCCUCCUGCGUCUCUUACAAUCCGGCGAGAUUCUGCACCGCGCGAGUCAAGGGCUGCGGACACUGCUAGCGGGGACCCGCAAGUCUUCUACUUCGGCAUCUUUGACGGACAUGGCGGAUCCGAAUGUAGCACAUUUCUCAAGGAAUCUCUUCAUGAAUAUAUUCAGGAUGCCGCCGCGAUAUUUGAAGUCGAGUCCAGCCUUCGUACAAACCAACAACAGAUCAGCGGAGGUGAGCUAGCCGCUGCCAACGGCCCGCUACCUGUCAUGCAAGAGGGCAACCGACACCGGAUCGGAGAUUUGGAGAAGAACCUUGUACAGAACUGGAGACGGAUUGUCGGAGGCUAUUUCAGGAGGUUCCAGCCACCUCACUUCGCUUACUAUGGUUCCGAGUCCGGGGAGGUUCCUUCUCCUGGCUAUGUCUCCGUCGAGGAGAUCUUGGAAUAUGCGUUCCUGCGAGCCGACCUUGACUUCGUCAAGGCACAAGCUGCCAAGCGAGAUGAUGACCUAGUUCAGGCCGAGAGACCGCUUAACGAUGACGAGAUUCUUCACAGCCCCAGUUUGACCCGAGCUCCGAAGAUUGGCGGUCGUUCUCGAUUCAAAGGCGGAAGUACUGGCAGCGUUGCCAUGAUCUCAACACCCAGUCCGACUCCCUUCUGGCAUCCAGCUGGUCCCUCGAGCCUGCUUAUCGCACACGUCGGUGACACUAGGGUAUUACUAUGCUCUACCGAGAGCGGCGAAGCUGUCCCCGUUACGUCCAACCACCACCCCUCCUCUCCAAUCGAGGCCGGUCGACUUCGCCGAUACGCCGCGACCUUUGUCACCGACUCGUUUGGUGAGGAGCGCAUGAGUGGACUUGCGAAUACACGCGCCUUCGGAGACGUCCAAUCUAAACGGAUUGGUGUAUCCGCUGAACCAGAGCUCUGCCGCAUCGAAAUGGGGCCCGCCGAAUAUUCAUUCCUUGUCAUGGUAUCUGAUGGUAUCAGCGGUACACUUCUCGACCAGGAAAUUGUCGAUAUCGUCAAGGAAGCCCGAACGCCUGAACAAGGCGCUCGCGAUGUGGUCAGCUUCGCUACCGAGGUUACCAAGGAAGGUGAUAAUGCCACCUGCCUGGUAAUUCGCCUCGGUGGAUGGGAGCGCCGGCAAGAGGGAGGAAUUGGUAGUUUGGGAACUAAGGAGUCCCGCGAGUGGCGGCGACAGGAUGCCACCGAUCCGCGCCGGUCACGGACGUGA
Molecule: messenger RNA, 1584 nt
Organism: Penicillium maclennaniae
Lineage: Eukaryota; Fungi; Ascomycota; Eurotiomycetes; Eurotiales; Aspergillaceae
Gene: ptcA
Product: type 2C protein phosphatase PTC6
Exons: 2
Coding region: 1-1584 (527 amino acids)
Biological process (GO): protein dephosphorylation
Molecular function (GO): cation binding; protein serine/threonine phosphatase activity
Source: RefSeq, a predicted model, not a curated record